Molecule: messenger RNA, 1255 nt
Organism: Pan troglodytes (chimpanzee)
Lineage: Eukaryota; Metazoa; Chordata; Mammalia; Primates; Hominidae
Gene: HP
Product: haptoglobin
Exons: 5
Coding region: 42-1085 (347 amino acids)
Biological process (GO): zymogen activation
Cellular component (GO): blood microparticle; extracellular region
Molecular function (GO): hemoglobin binding; serine-type endopeptidase activity
Source: RefSeq, marked validated
UGCCCCACAGCACUGCUCUUCCAGAGGCAAGACCAACCAAGAUGAGUGCCCUGGGAGCUGUCAUUGCCCUCCUGCUCUGGGGACAGCUUUUUGCAGUGGACUCAGGCAAUGAUGUCACGGAUAUCGCAGAUGAUGGCUGCCCGAAGCCCCCCCAGAUUGCACAUGGCUAUGUGGAGCACUCGGUUCGCUACCAGUGUAAGAACUACUACAAACUGCGCACAGAAGGAGAUGGAGUGUACACCUUAAACAAUGAGAAGCAGUGGAUAAAUAAGGCUGUUGGAGAUAAACUUCCUGAAUGUGAAGCAGUAUGUGGGAAGCCCAAGAAUCCGGCAAACCCAGUGCAGCGGAUCCUGGGUGGACACCUGGAUGCCAAAGGCAGCUUUCCCUGGCAGGCUAAGAUGGUCUCCCGCCAUAAUCUCACCACAGGGGCCACGCUGAUCAAUGAACAAUGGCUGCUGACCACGGCUAAAAAUCUCUUCCUGAACCAUUCAGAAAAUGCAACAGCGAAAGACAUUGCCCCUACUUUAACACUCUAUGUGGGGAAAAAGCAGCUUGUAGAGAUUGAGAAGGUUGUUCUACACCCUAACUACUCCCAGGUAGAUAUUGGGCUCAUCAAACUCAAACAGAAGGUGUCUGUUAAUGAGAGAGUGAUGCCCAUCUGCCUACCUUCAAAGGAUUAUGCAGAAGUAGGGCGUGUGGGUUAUGUUUCCGGCUGGGGGCGAAAUGCCAAUUUUAAAUUUACUGACCAUCUGAAGUAUGUCAUGCUGCCUGUGGCUGACCAAGACCAAUGCAUAAGGCACUAUGAAGGCAGCACAGUCCCCGAAAAGAAGACACCGAAGAGCCCUGUAGGGGUGCAGCCCAUACUGAACAAACACACCUUCUGUGCUGGCAUGUCUAAGUACCAAGAAGACACCUGCUAUGGCGAUGCGGGCAGUGCCUUUGCCGUUCACGACCUGGAGGAGGACACCUGGUACGCGGCUGGGAUCCUAAGCUUUGAUAAGAGCUGUGCUGUGGCUGAGUAUGGUGUGUAUGUGAAGGUGACUUCCAUCCAGGACUGGGUUCAGAAGACCAUAGCUGAGAACUAAUGGAAGGCUGGCCGGAAGCCCUUGCCUGAAAGCAAGAUUUCAGCCUGGAAGAGGGCAAAGUGGACAGGAGUGGACAGGAGUGGAUGGGAUAAGAUGUGGUUUGAAGCUGAUGGGUGCCAGCCCUGCAUUGCUGAGUCAAUCAAUAAAGAGCUUUCUUUUGACUCAUUUCU